Peromyscus maniculatus bairdii (prairie deer mouse) is the source of this 3318-nucleotide messenger RNA. RefSeq names its product LysM domain containing 4 (gene Lysmd4). The record is from RefSeq and is a predicted model, not a curated record. NCBI's taxonomy places the organism in Eukaryota, Metazoa, Chordata, Mammalia, Rodentia, Cricetidae.
GGAGUCUGGGAGCGAGGUACCCCGACCUGGAGCAGGGGCUGCGGAGUUGACUUGCGGCACCCGGGCUUGCGGGGGUCGCUUGUCACCGUGGGCACGCGGGGACACCCCAGCCUGUCACUGAAGGGAAACGGAGGUCUCUUCCGGCUGCCCCGGGUGUCAGGGGCUCUGAAAUCCGAGACUGGAGGGAGAUGCACUGAGGCUGGCUGUCCCCUCUAAAGGGCCUCUCGGAAGGCACCGCCAGGAAUGCCUAGCGUCCUAUUCGAGCCAUUUGGAAGGGGAAGGAGUUAAGAAAAUGAGGCAGAAGGAAGUGUUAGCCAAGACCUUCCAAGGCCCAGCCGUUGUCUGUAGGACGCCAGACAGCCACGUUUACAUGUUCAAGAAUGGCAGUGGAGACUCCGGGGACUCCUCUGAGGAAGAGUCACAUCAUGUGGUGUUACGACCCCGGGGCAAGGAGCGCCAGAAGAACAGCAUCCAACACCCUCAGCAGCCCGGAGCGGGCAGCGUGGUUCUGCUGCAGCGGGAGCUGGCCCAGGAGGACAGCCUCAACAAGCUGGCUCUCCAGUAUGGCUGCAAAGUUGCAGAUAUCAAGAAAGUGAACAACUUCAUCAGGGAACAAGACCUGUAUGCUUUGAAGUCCAUCAAGAUUCCGGUGAGAAAUCAUGGCAUCCUCACAGAGACCCACCAAGAACUCACCCCCCUGGGGGCCCCAUCCUCUGAGACCAGAGUGACCCUGGGAGAACUGUCUGAAGAUGAAGAAGCCGCGGGGACAAGCGCCCAGGGAGACCAAUUGACGGAUUUCUUUAAGGGAAUCGAUGAGAACAUCGAGCGGGCUGUGCAGUCUGACGUCUUCCACAGCGACAGCUGCUGCGUGGAGGCCGCGGAUCAGCCACUGCUCCCCGUCACCCAGAAGCCACCAGGCGACGGCGCAGACUGCGGGAUUCAGUGGUGGAAUGCUGUCUUCCUCAUGCUUCUCAUUGGGAUUGUGUUGCCAGUGUUUUAUCUCGUCUACUUUAAAAUCCAAGCCACCGGGGAAGCCUCAAGUAGCGUGAAUGCAACUGUUGUCCCCAAUGACUCGAUGACACUGAGCCCAGUUCCAGCGCCAGCGCCCAGGUUGGCAAUCCCAGUGCCCACCCUCCCCGCGUCAGGCAGCCAGGUCAGCUCAACCACCCAGGCAGGGGCCUAAGCUCAUUUAUUCUAGAAUGGGCAAUGCUUUGGCAGUUGGCUCUGGGUGUGUGUGGCUGUCACUGGCUGUUUGCCAGGCAUGUUGCACUUUGCUUCCUGGGAUGUAUGGACAGUUAGAGAAGUUACCACGCCAAUCUGGAUUGUAUGGACAGAGGAAUGGCCUGGCCUAACCCAAGGAUGCAGGAUCCCAGACGUCAUCGUCCUAGCAAGAGAGACGUUUACAUGGAACUGGUGGCUGAUUCUUGAAGACGUGUCGGGGCUGGCUAUACAGCCCUUCUGGGUGAGCGCCCAAGGAGAACGUGAUAAGGGAUCUGCGAUGUUGGCGCUCCCACUCUUGGGUGGGGUCAGAUGACUGUCCCAGUGUCCCAGCCUGCUAAUGGUUGGGGGGUGGGCUCAGCGACGCGUCCUGUGUCUGGGUAGACCAAGGUGCUAUGCAGUGUGUCACUGAGUUUUAGAGCGACGCAUUGCAGUUGGGACAGCCUGGCAUGCCUGCCUCUUCACUCGGCCCCAUUGAGGUGGUGGUGCUACUUCAGAAGUGAGAAUGCUCAGAAUCCCAACUGCCAUCCUUUGACUUACGCUGCAGUACGGUCCCUCACACUGUUGGAGCUUUAUGGUCUCACACAUAGCUUAAGCCAGACACAGGGCCACCGCUCAGAUUCACAGUAGGAGCAUCUCUGUGGUGAUGGCUCCAGGGAUUCUCCCAGUGGGCAUCUUGGGAGCAGCUGUUAUUGGCGAGUAGUUUGAAGAGACUACAUCCGCCAUUAAGGUUCUAACACAUGCACCUCUGAGGCCAACCCACUGUCCGACGCGUGUUGCCAAGGACAGAGGCCUCCACCCCCACCCCCGACCAUCUGUGCCCGAAGCAGAGUAUUCCCGCUGCCUCCAUACUCUACCUUUUGGGUGUUGUCCUUAAACUUCCAGAUUCUGUGUCUCAGUGUUCAAACCAGAUGCAAUGUCAGUCAGCUUUCUCUCACUGGACAAAAUAAUCUUGGCUCAAGAUUUCGACCCAUGGCCUGAUUUGGGGGCGCCUAUGGUAAGAACACACAUCACGGAGGAGAGUGUGGUGGGACAAAUUGUUCCUAUGACCAGGAAGAGAGGGAGUGACAAGGGGCUUGGGUCCUGGUAUCCCCUCCAAGGUCAUGCCUGCAGUGACCUUGCCUCUCCCACUGGACCCCAGAUCUUCCCAGUGCCAAGGUGAGCACAAGCCUUUAAGAUGCUUGCCUUUGGGGGGCAUAUCCAAAGCCCACCAAGCUGACUCUGGCUGUGAGAGGCUGUAAAAGCGGCAGCCACCAGAGGGGCGAGAUGCCCGAGGUGGUCCCAGCCACUCCCUGGUGGCAGUAGCCGUCCAUGUGCUGCAGGGGUGUGGGAGAAAGGGCUAAGUCAGCCGGCCUUGUCACAGCAGGGAAGGGGCUGAGGUGGCCCGGAGCUCAGCUUCAGGGUGAACAGAAGGCAGGCAGGUCGCUCCAGUGGUGAGCUUGGGGAUGGUGGCGCCACUUGACACUCAGGCCUAGAAAUCUGAUCGGAGGAGCAGAAUAUUCCGUGAGCCUGUUGUUCAGUUGUCUGAAAAACAGUCUGCCCAGGGUGUAGAUAGCCAAUUUAAGUCAUCUUCAGAAUUAAGUACUUUGAGGCCAAAAAUAAACCGGUGAAUCUCAAUACAAUAAACAUCGAUUAUGUUAAGUGAUUUCUAUCUGGAUGCUCAUGACCAUUGUAGCUGUGAAGUUUCUUUUAAAUGUUUUUACCAUUGACUUCAGCAGGCAGGGCCCAGAGUCCUGUGGGAAAAUCGUUUUCGCUAGACAACGAAUGUCUUUCCCCCCCUGAAUUCUGUCGCCAGUGUUAGGGACUGAUGGUGACUGCCUGCACACAGUCCUGUGUAGGCUCCUCAGUAGAACAUGACAAGGGAUCUGCAGUGUCCGUGCCCCCGGGGGUUGGAUGGGGUCACAUGACUGUCACAGUGACCCUGCCUGCUGAGGGCGGGGGUGAGUUUGGCGCAGAGAUGUGUUCUGUCUGUCUGUCUGGGCAGACCAAGGUGCUAUGCGAUAGUAUCAGUAUGUCACUGAGUUUUAGACAAGUUACAGCGGUAACUUGUAUCUCUGUAUUUUUCUCAAGUGGAAUAAAAUAUUUCUUCUGUGAAGGAAA